GUCGAGAGCGGAUCGAGCCUUGUCUUGUUAUUCCCACGCGCAUCGUCCUCGCAUUUUUCUCACACGAUAUACGAUCUCGCGCGCGCGCGCGCACACACACACACACACACUACGGGGCGAGCGUCGUUUCUCCCUCUCCGGCUGUCGAUCCGUGUAUAUAGGAUACGUUUGAAUGUAGGACUCGUGAAAUCGCACGCAACGCACACACAUAAUUACACAUGCGCGCAGGUACAUGUGUAAAACUCGCGAACUUGUAAAUCUUACAGAAUGUAUACGGACGCGCAUCAUCCACAAGGGUGCAUUUGAAUUCGUCAAGUUUUCACUGGAAUCGUACACUCGCGCCCUCUCUCCGUUGUGAUGCCUCGUGAUGGAUUAUUCAUUUACCUCAAACUACACCGAUAAUUCGUGUGCUCUCGGCCCGAGUCGACGGAUGGAAUAUCGCGCUAGAGGCACACCGAUGCUCACACGUCCGGGACUCGUGGCCCACUCUAUGAGUUCGGGAUACUUUUAGUCUCGCUGAAAUUAUAUCGUCGGUGCGAGACACUACGCGCGACGACUCGUAGACGGUUUGUGCGUUCGGAUUUACCGCUGCUCCAUCUCUUCUUCUCUUUUUUGUCGUCGUUGGUUUUUCCUGCGCGCUUAUUCGACACUCGCAGAUCGAAAAAGUUAGUGAGAAAGAUUCGAGACCGGGUUUUGUGCUGGUGAAUGAAAUAACUGCGGUCGGCGUGCUGCCAGUUGAGCCUUCCAGUUGUGCUAGUUUUUUUGUUUAUCCCUUUAAUUCACCUCCUCUCGAACGUGAUACGUGAAUACCGAGUUCAACCGAGAAUGUGAAGCGUACGCGAUACUCCGCGCGUUAAGAAUCUUAUACAUAUCCUCACUUAUGUAUAUCGCACCGUGUCCUCGGCUCACGGGCUUGGAGGAUUUUCCGUGGCAAGCAUUACUGGAUUAUUCGAUCUAUCGGGCUUGCCCACUCGAAAGUGUUUAAACGUCCACCGGAUACCUGCCGACUGGGGCUAAAAUCCGAGCAGUUUUAUACCCAUGUGUGCGAGUGGUGCGACGAAGUAUUUUACUUUCAGGUGUGCGUGCGUGCCUUCUUAUGCUCACGGCUAUACACCGAUGCGAGCGAUCUCGGCUCGUCCGAGUUUAUUCACUCGCCAACGGCUUUUCUAACUACAACUGUGGUGAAUCGUGAUUUUUUUCCUUUUUUCUCGCCCGCCCUCCCCGCUCCCUCCGCACCCGUUAACGACGACUUUUCGAUCUAAUCGAGCGUCGAUUUCGCGAACGAGUUCGAAUGACCUACCAAAUAACGACGUCGCACGACCCUCUGAAACGUCUUCAUCGCCCUCGUAAAUGUGCACCGACUACUACUACUACUACCGAUUGUGGAUAAUACGUGAUCGUGCGCUUGAUAAAUAUAUCUCCAAAUAUCAUUGUGAUAAUUUUCUUGUGAUCAGUGUGACGCUGCUGGAUUAUAUAUCGUUCGGGCUCUGCGAUAUGUGCCUGCAUUUUACCGUCGGAUCCGUACUGCCUGCGUAGUUGGAGUCCAAGGCCUCACCAUGGAGUGCGGCAAGGGUCGACGGAAAAGCCUCCUCGGUGGCUUGAUCCUUGCGUGGCUGUUCAUGAAUACGUGCAUCGUGGCGGCGAGAAACAUGGAACGUUACGACACAGCGUACGAGUGCGAGGGAAAGACAUUGCGGAUAGAAUGUGGCGAGGGAGAACUCAUACAUCUCAUACGUGCGAAUUACGGAAGAUUUUCGAUAACGAUAUGCAACGAGCAUGGCAAUACUGACUGGAGUGUCAAUUGUAUGUCACCCAAGUCGUUCCGGGUUCUCUACAACGUAUGCAAUCAGCAACAGAAUUGCAGUAUCGUUGCGUCAACAUUGCAAUUUGGGGAUCCCUGCCCGAGCACUCUGAAGUACCUCGAGGCUCACUAUCAAUGUUUAUCCGCUGCAACAACAACGACGACAUCAAGACCAAGUCCUCCAUGGUUGAUUACUUCGCAACCAAGCGUUUGGAGCACCGGCAGCCCCACUGUCAGACCUGUAGCGAGGUUGACAACCCCGCCAACUGCGAAACAACCUCCGGCUAUUUCCACCCUUUUACCGCCGAUACCAGCCUCUGAAACAAGCCCGACCUCGACACCAUCUGGUCUCGACAGCGAACUCGUCGACGAAGAACAAAGUAUUUAUCCUCCGAGCGAACGAGGCCCACCGUCACUUCUUGGCGUACCGGACACCACUCAAACUCCAGUUACCACGACGUUUGUUCCAUGGAAAACAAGUCGAAGACCCACAGGUUCCACAACGCAGAGUCCUGACACGAGUUCAGGCAAUGGCCAAUGGAACGAAUACAGUAAGCAAAUAUGCCCCCACGUAGCAGCUCGUAACCUUUACUGGAACGCAACGAGGGCGGGUGACGUUGCUGUGCAAAGUUGUCCGGGAGGUGCGAACGGUUUGGCGCGAUGGAGAUGCGUAAUCAGCGAAGAAGUAGCAAAAUGGCAUCGGGACGCGCCUGAUCUGAGCGAGUGCCGCUCGCUCUGGUUGACCUCGCUCGAGAAUCGCGUUAUCGAGGGCGAUAUGAUCCUCGGUAUAAGCAGCGAUUUGUCACAAGUUACGAACAACAGUCGCGUACUGUACGGCGGUGAUAUGAUGAUUACAACUAAAAUCAUAAAAAACAUGGCGGAGAAAAUGGCACAAGACAUAAGGACUUACCAAGACGCGAGGCAGCGUGAAGUUAGCGUCACGGAACUUCUUCAAGGUGUCGUUAGAACGGGAAGCAAUUUGUUGGACAAGGCACAAAUGGCUUCGUGGAACGAUUUGAGUCAUCAGGAACAAAUGCGAGUCGCCACCUCCCUCCUCAUCGGCCUCGAGGAAAACGCUUUUUUACUUGCUGACACGCUGAUGCACGAAAAAACAAUCGUUCAGGAGGGCAAAAAUAUACUCAUGGAAGUUCGAGUCCUCGAAACCCGCAAGAUCGACAGGAGCGUGGAAAUUUUUCCAAUCGACUUGCUCCAACAACGAUGGACCGCCUCGAACGACUACGUCGAACUGACGAGACGUUCCUUACUCGAAAACAGCGACGACGGGAUCGUACGCCUCGUAUUCAUGGCGUUCGAUCGCCUCGAAGAAAUCCUCCAACCCCAAGACGAGGAACCAUCGGUCGUACUAAAUGACGAAAUACAACCGAGAAUAAAAAAGAACACUAGUCGAAUACUCAACAGCAAAGUUAUUUCAGCCUCUUUGGGAAAAGGGCGACACAUCCAGUUAUCAGAACCCGUGAGAGUAUAUUUUCAACACCUCACUGCUGAUAAUGUUACUAAUCCUAGAUGCGUUUUCUGGGACUACAUCAUGAGUGCCUGGUCGGAAGAGGGUUGUCACAUAAGCAAAACAAACGACACGCACACCAUUUGCGAAUGUAAUCAUCUCACGAAUUUCGCUGUGCUGAUGGACGUGCACGCCAUCAAACUCGACGUGGCACAUCGCGUUGCGCUACAAAUCAUCACGUAUAUCGGCUGCAUCAUCUCCGUUGUCUGUCUGGUUCUCGCGAUCCUGACGUUCCAACUCUUCCGAGGUCUUAAGUCCGACAGAACAACGAUUCAUAAAAAUCUGUGCGUGUGCUUGCUCAUCGCUGAGGUUCUCUUCGUAUGCGGCAUUGCACAGACCAAUCAGAGAAUCGUUUGUGGAAUAAUAGCCGGGCUUCUACAUUUCUUUUUUCUGUGCGCCUUUGCAUGGAUGUUCCUCGAAGGUUUUCAACUGUACGUCAUGCUGAUUGAAGUUUUCGAAGCUGAAAAGUCCCGUCUGCGAUGGUAUUAUCUGGUUGCUUAUGGUGGUCCGUUACUCGUGGUUGCUAUUUCAUGUAUAAUCGAUCCACUGAGCUACGGCACCGAUCAAUACUGUUGGCUACGAGCUGACAACUACUUUAUCUUCAGUUUCGUGGGACCCGUUAUACUCGUUAUUUUGGCUAAUCUGGUGUUCCUGUCAAUGGCAAUAUACAUGAUGUGUCGUCACACGAAUACAACGGUGUCGAUGAAGAGCAAGGAACACUCGAGACUGGCCAGUGCAAACGAGGACAUAAUCAACGCUGAUGGAAAGGAAGAAAAUGCUCUUCCCAACAAAUUGCAAGCGCACUUAGCCUGGCUGCGCGGAGCAAUUGUACUGGUGUUCCUGCUCGGACUCACGUGGACGUUCGGACUUCUCUACCUGAAUCAAGAAUCCGUCGCGAUGGCUUAUAUCUUCACCAUAUUGAAUAGCCUCCAAGGACUAUUUAUAUUUGUAUUUCAUUGCGUACAGAACGAAAAGGUUAGAAAAGAGUAUCGUAAAUUCAUACGGCGACAUUCGUGGCUGCCAAAGUGUUUGAGGUGUUCGAAAACAGUGGCUGGAAGCUCCGGAGGUUCGUCCGGUACUAGCGGAGCUGGUGCUGGCACCAACGGUGGCAAGGAUUUCACCUCGCACAACACCUCGUCGAAUCCAUCAGCACCGACGACCGACAGCUCUGGGCUAUCGCCUCACACGACCACCAAUGUGGUUGGUUCACAGUACUUGGUGUCCGGGCGAGGUUGGCCAAGCACGGAGAGACAGUCAGCACCCAAUGAAUCCUGCACAACGUUGUCAGAUGCUCACGCAGUGGCGACACUGCCGCACGCCCGACACGCAUACUUCCCAUCAGCUUCUAAUAUCCCUAAAUCUGCAACUGCCACUUGGGGACCUAUUAACAAAAACCUCAUGUGGAAGAACAUUUCUUUUAAGUCUUACUCCCGGGAUUCCGGGCACGGUGGUUCGGAGCAGGAGGAAUCACCACGUACGCACAAUGCAUUGACACUGGGGCAUGCAGUGAGGACGCGGGAACGUCGAGUUUUGGGCGAUGGUACUGAAAUGGGUAACGGUCGUUCGACGAGUCGGCGAGCAGCAUCGCCGUACAAUCAUACUUACACGGAGAUAAGGGACGGUAGUGUACGAGGCGGAAUUUAUCAACAGGGUCAAGUGACAUAUCACCAGAACCAUGAGAACAAUCACGGGCACGGUUCCCGGAUCAUCGGGGUCGACGACGAUCCGGUUUACGAGGAAAUCGAGCGUGGGGGCGAGAUGCAAGUUUCGGAUUUGUCGGACGAGGACGGUAGACGUCAGAGCGACAUGAGUAGACAAUCGUCGCGAAGUUACGGGGAUCACCGACCCUUGAUACCGUAUUCACCGGCGAACGAUCGAAACCUCAUUCAUUACGGACAGACCCUCGAGCGCAACAUACUUCAUUUUGAUCCCUCCCAGUGCAGUCCGGCUCAAGAGAGGAGCUUGAACGCGUGCUGGGAAAAAUUGCGCAGACAACCAGCCAAGUACGAAUUGGGUGAAAUCGCUGCAAGAAUGCCCGCCAAUUACGCAACGUCUCAACCGGACCACACGAGAACAGUCGCCGUUUUAGACGGCCACACAGUCGUGUGCCAUCUUCAACCUCAAACCGACAUGUACACGGGUAGAGGAAUGCCACCGCCCUCGUACAGUGAAUGUUAAAAGUCUCCGGUAGCAUUUUCCUCGCGAUAGACCGAAACCGGGACGGGGAAAGGGGAGGGGGGAGUGCUUCGCGGCCAUGUACAAGUUGAAACUAAAUAUUUCGGUUCUGGUUUGUCAAGCCUCCGGAUUUAGCUAGGACUUUCUCCCUCCCUCUCUCUCGGAGCUGAAAAAUUCAUGUUUCCAGUAACUACGAGCGUUCGUUCGCCAUUUACAUGGAAAAGGUGUGUGAAUGUUGGAGAAUAAGAGGGAGGGAGUGUGAAAUAGUGAGAAAAAGGUAUGUAAGUGUGUAAUAAGUUGAUGAUUAAGACGCUCUCGUCGACGCGUUACGUAUGAAUGAUGAUCCGGGUCAAUAAGCCCGUAUAGAUCCUCUCGAAACUAUAAGCAAACCGACUAAAAAUUCUUGCCGCAAUAAACGUCUUUUUUCUUGUAUGAAACGCUCAAUUUCGUCGAAGGUCCAAUCGCGGGAUGAAAGAUUUUUAAGUUGAUAUUAAAUUAUAAGAGAUAACGUUGUAGACUAAUAUUUUCGCGGGUCGAAAUUCGAGAGGAACUACUCAAAAUGGCGUGUUUGUUUUUUUAGUGGAAGUUGGCGCGUGUAAGCACGCGCUAGCUCGAGUGUACGGAAACGAGAAAGGAAUAAACGCAUGGACAAUUGUGCUACGAUGCGCGCGUGACUUUAAUUUAGCUAGAAUUUGUACCAUUCUCGCGUACGUGUAAAAUAAUCGUUUAUUUGAAUAACAAACGAAACGAAUUACCGCAGGAGUUUGAAAUGAAAAAACGAGUCAAAGGGAAUUCGUGUGACUGCGAAAUAACGUGAAUAAACUAAAUAAAAAUGGAUUCGUUAACGAAACAAUAUCAAGUGGAUUUAGGAAUGAAUGCGCGCACUGAACCCUCGUCGAAUCGCAUUAUCGUAUAUCAAAUUAUUCUACGUCGUCUAAAGAGGAUCGAAUACUCUCAAAUAUUCAUAAGAAAUCAUUCGCGCCCCCAAAAUAUCCUCUUGACACUUGUGUACUAAACGCGAAAUACCCAAACGCCCAACGCUCUCCAGUUGGCUCAACUAAUUUAUUUUACAAUUACGAUUAAAUAGAAAGAGAAAUCGUGCACUGACCCUCGAAAAACGCAAAUUAACGUUACGAUUAACCCUACUCUGUUGUGGCCAAGACAACUUUUCUCUUCACAACUCCGCUCCGAAUCCUUGAAUGCGUCCUUGAAAAUCUCUGCUCUUUAAAACACCGUUUCUCUACACGUACUUUCUCAUGUUUGGUCCCGCAUCGAACUAAUGAAAAUUGUACGAAAUUUUCAAUUCUCCUAAAUUUUUUUUUAAUUAUUCGCGAUUGCGUGAAUUUGUACGAAAAUAUGCAUACAAAAUCAUUUUGAAAAAAGGGAAAAUUGUUAUUCGCACAGAAUCCAAUGAAAAAUGUCAAAACUUUAGACACCUUCGUACGAGCAGGCGAAGGGCUGAUGGCAAACUUCUGAAAUGACGUGUUGGGAAGUAGAAACGUAUUUCUGAGCAGUGAUUUUAGGAGCAGGACUCUUAUGGAAUGGAUCUGUUGAAAGAAACGUUGUUUCACCCUGUUGUGUCGAAAAAUUAAGAGAAAAAAAACAGUUUUGAUAAGUAACUGACAAUGCGAUACUCAAAUGCUCAGUUCCCUCAUGAUUAUGUGACGAGUUUCAAUUAUUUUUUAAUCUCCAAAUAACAAAAAUGAAUUUUGUAUUUAUCUCACGUUUCUCAUUCUUCGACCCAAUGCUCAGUGGUAUACUUCAACGUGAUAUUCUUCACGAAGACUCCAAGAUUUUACUCAAAUUCGAAAUUUUUAUUGUUAAUAACAAUAAGAUUGUCCGUGUGACGAAUGAGACGUCACUUCGAAUAAAUUUCUUCAGUUCGAAUGACUGGAUCUUCCCCACUUUGGCCUCGAACGAUUCAUUCAAAGAUUUAUGAAAGAAGCACACACAGUGGAGUAAACGAAAGCUUGCCAGGGAAGAAAUGGCCAAUUUUUCGUUGUACGAUGGAAUGAACGGAAACCCAUUAGAAAGCACAAAACCAGUAAACAUAUCGACACCACCUCUGUGGUAUUUAACGAAUAAACACGCUUAAUCACGUGGAAUUGAGUGUCAUUUCGGCACAAUGUCGUAUGUACGAUUUCUGAAUGCCACUGUUUGUACCAUUUUCUUUCCUUUUAUAUCUACGAAGGAUGGAUGGUUUUGGUAUCACGGUUACGUACAACUUCAUCGUCGCUCUUCUGAUCGGUGCAACUCCCCCUGACCGCAAACUUGCCUAUGCUUACUUGCCGAACGUUUUUUCAUCUUCGAAAUAUUAUUUUUUUUAUAAACAACAAUGAAACUUGUGUGUAAACCUUCGUGCGUGCGUUCUCCUUUAUCAAUGUUUCUCCGUACUUUUCAAAAGCAAACACCCACUUUAGUCAUUAUUCCAUAUUAUCACUCAUUAUUACUAUUAUUCACGUUGUUGGAAUUGGAAGUUUUUUUCUCUCGCUUAGACCCAAUUUGUUUAGGGGCUUGCUUCAACGAACGUGCCAAAAAGAAAAUUAUACGUUCAGCCAUGUACUUUCACAAACGAAACACAAACGAUUAGUUUCCUCGUGAAUUAUUUAUGAACUUGAGCCUGCACAGCUUCACUCAAUACUCAUCGUGGCAGUUUUUACUUUUCGCACUUGUCAUUUCAGUUCUGUUAAUUCUGGCAACCAUUCUAAAUCAUGUUCAUAUGGAUCAUCUCACGGUUCUUCAUAUUCGGUGAAAUUGAUUUUACACAAGAGUCAAUGAUUUGGUCAUUGAGACGAUUAUCGUGAGAAUUUCAUCUCCCAUGAAGUUUGAAAAUUAUUUAUUCAAAACUUGAAUAAUUUCCUAUCGAAUUUGGCACAAUUUCAUGUUUUUUUGAGUAUUCGAAAUCCGAUCGCACAACAGUGGCCACAAUCGUUUCAUUUCACUGCCAUGUGCGUCUCCCCUCGACGCCUCUUCGAUCGUAACAACCUCCGAUAAGCAAAAAAACGCUUCGAAAAUUGUAUUUUCUCAAUUUUUUGUUAGUCAUUUGAGAUCGUAGAAUUCCCAUUGCAUCACGACUACCUUGAACGUUCGUACCGUCCAUAUACGAAGCGCCAUCCUAAUGGAGACUUAUUAUUAGCGUAGAACAAAAAUUGUAAAGAAAAAAAAUCACGUAUAAUUUUAAAAAAAAUGAAAAAGACGUUGAAGAAGAAUUUGUAGAGCGCGGAUGGGGGGUGAAUGCGUGCAAAUGUUGCGGGGCGCACGCGUGUCAAUGUGUGUGUACGCGUGUGUACGAAUGCGUUGGAAGUGCGAGCGCGAGACUGAUACGCAUGGUGAAUAAUAAAUCAAUGAGACAUUCCGCAAUUUGUUCGAAAUAAAAAAAAAAAACAAAAAAAAGAAACUCCAAAAAAGAAUGGAAUUCAAAUCCGUAGUUGAUAAUGUAUAUGGAAAUUAUGAAUUAAGAUACGAUAAACGAUUCGCGGACGAGAAGAAUGAAAAAAAAAAAAAAACAAAUCGUAUAAAAGAUCGCAAAAGCAUUAUUUCUAUGAUAAAGGGGGGUCAGAAUUGGACGUUAAAAGCGUUUGCGUUAUCACGAUUAAUCGUUAUGCUUGGAGCCCCUCUCUCCCCCCCCCCCCCCUUUCCUCUUAUUAUAUUAUCUUCGAGAAUAACUUAUUUCGAAACGAACAAAAAGACGAGAAAGAAAGAAAAACAAUUGUAAAUAAUGUAAAUAUGGCUUUGUACAUGUUGAAUACUUAUAAUGUAAAUGGAAAACGACAAUUAAGAGCGUAGAUAUUAAAUGUGCGAUACUAAUACACGAUAAAAACAAAUUUUUUUUUUGUUUUUUCUGUCUCUUUAGUUUAGUAGAGAAAAAAUCGAUCAAGUAUCGUUGUGAAAGUAGCUAAAGGGAGAAUGAAGAGAAAAAAAGUAACGAAUGAAAAAGCACUUUUACGACCUCGAUUUAAGGAACUUUAUUAACAAUAAGCAACAUUUGCACCGAUUAUUUGAUUUAGGGUAGCAUUUUUGGCGGGUCAACCGCGGUGCGGGUUUCAUCUGGUCGCUCCGUUUCCUAAAACAGAUUGACACAUAGACACAAGAGUGAGUCCAAUACUCUCAUUAAUAAAACAAUCGCCGCACUGCAGUCAGCCAAUCCCGUCACUGUUCCAUAAAUCGAGAUUGUACGCGUGUCGAAAAACUUCAACUGGGAAUAUUAAUUCUUCGGUCUUGACAUUAAUAGCGAUAUGUAAAUAAAUUAAUCCAUGAAAAAUAUUGAAAGCGCAAAUAAACGAACGAGAUUUAAAAAAAAAAAAAAAA
Venturia canescens is the source of this 9806-nucleotide messenger RNA. Its product is annotated as latrophilin Cirl-like. The coding region runs from base 1557 to 5501 and encodes 1314 amino acids. Gene Ontology annotation, molecular function: carbohydrate binding; G protein-coupled receptor activity. The record is from RefSeq and is a predicted model, not a curated record. Gene Ontology annotation, cellular component: plasma membrane. The transcript has 18 exons. Gene Ontology annotation, biological process: cell surface receptor signaling pathway; adenylate cyclase-activating G protein-coupled receptor signaling pathway. Lineage: Eukaryota; Metazoa; Arthropoda; Insecta; Hymenoptera; Ichneumonidae.